AUGGCUGCGACACCGAGCUCCGCGGCGGCUUUAUCACCCCCAAGCUCCCCAGUCGCCCCCGACAAGUCUUUUAUGACCAACGUCACCGAAGAUGAGGACACCAAGAUGAUGGACGCGACCCCGGAGCCUUCAGAGAAGCAGCCACGCGGUCGCGGCAAGGGCGCACGCGAAUCCCUCGCCCAGGGGUCUAUGAUAGGAAAGAUCAGGCAUCUGAAGAAAGAAGAUGGCGAGCCCCUCUGGCGGAAGGACAUACAGUACGAUUUUCUCAAGGCCGUCUUCGACAACGAGGAGAAAGUCUUCACCAACAGCUACGAUGACACCAUGGAGAAGCAGUGCUUCGCUGAUCUCUACAUCGACACCAUGUCCAGGAGCAGCAAGACCAGCAAAGUCCUGCGCGACAAGCUGCUUAGCGAUCGCGAUGCCGCCAAGGGCAUGGCCAUGGUCUGCUUGCUGGUCAACAUUGGCCGCAUGAACACUACUCUCAACUUCUUCCCCGAAAUGCGAGCGCAACUUCGAACCUAUCAUGCCAUUCCUUCCCUCCAAGCUCACCAAGAUGCCCAUGCCUACAAACAGCUUCAGGACGCCCCGCGACUCAAGUCUAUUCUCAAGGGUGGAGCUGAAGACCGAUCCGAGCCCAAUUCCCUCGACAAGAUCAAAUCUCUCAACGUUCCGAGGACCAACCCGGUCAAUAUGCUCUUUGUAAUUUGCCAAGCUGCCGCUAAGAUCGCCGAGCUGCAUUUCCCUCCCGGUCGCGAGUUCCACGACCUCAUCAUGAAGACCAACUUUACCAGCAAGUCUCGGGCUGCCGCCUUUCUCUGGGUCAUGUGGUUCUAUCUCGAGUCAGACUUCACCGAAGAGGGUUGCGAAGAGAAUCCGUUUGGCCCCGGCGUCGACUACGGCGUGGAUGUUGCCAACCAAGGCGUACCCGAGCUGAUCGAGAUGGACCCUGCGGAGGAAGCCGAGGAGAACGUCGACCCUGAGGAAGAGGUGGCUUUUGGCUACGAGAAGCAGAAGAUGCGCGCAAAGAUCAUUGCGGCCGAUCAGCAGUACGUGAGCGAAAGCCAGCCUAAGAGGGGUUCCCGCGCCCCUCGGUCUUCUGCCGUCGGCGAGGACGGCCCCGGGUCUGCCAUUCUACCGCGUAUUCGCCCUUCGAAGCACGAGAGCGAUAUCGACAGCAGCCGCUCGACGCCGCCCCCACGCGCCCUGGCUAGAACGCUGGGCGGUGGCUCCAGCCGGAGGAGCGGGCCGCUCAAAUACCAUCACAUGUUUGACGGUUCGUCGCCCGGCGGCCCGACGCCGUCCGGUAGCGUUCCCAGCCGCAAGCCAAGGCCGCCUACGGCGCAUCAGAUCGCCGUGGAGGAGAACAGAAACCAGCGGGUCGAGUACAUUCUCGACAGGGGCGUCCGCAAGAAGCACCACCAAGCUCGAAAGUCGCGUCGCGCCGAGGGCGCCAUCAUCCGGGCCUACAACCGGCUCCAGGAGAUGCAAGACCCCUUCGAGGACAGCGAGGGCGAGGACAGCAUCCUCUGGAACAACACGCGCCUGCUCAUGGGCAUAGGGGCCCCGCGCGCCAACGAGACGGGCGGCCCGUUCCGCGACCGCGGCCACGGCGGGCUCUGCCUCCUCGUGACCGAGGAGGACGACUUUGGCGAGGAGGUCAGCACCUACGCCGCCUCGAUCCGGCGCCUCAGCCGCCGGCUCAAGCGCUGGGACGGGUCCGACCUGGGCGUCGUCCCGCCCGUCAAGCGGCCGCGGCCCCCGCGCCCGGCCAAGGACCCCAACGAGACCGAGGAGGAGGACAUGAUGGACCUGGAGGCGUCGCAGGUCGAGGUCCCCCAGCCCAAGACGAAGCGGCCGUGGGGCGGCGCCCGCGCCAACAGUGGAGGGGGCGGCCGGCACGGGCGCAGCUUCAAGAAGAACAAGAGGGCCGCGGUCGUCGAGGCGACCUCGGCCGCGGCAGCAGCAGCCGCGGCGGCGGCAGAGGACGAGGCGGAGAUCCUCGACGACGUGGACAAGGAGCUGCUCGGCAUGGCGAGCGACCGGGAGGGCGAGAAGGACGGCGAGGACGAGGACGGUGACGACCUGGACGACGUGGACAAGACGCUGCUUGGCAUGGGGGAUGGGUCUGAUACGGAGUGA
This is a messenger RNA of Thyridium curvatum, 2139 nucleotides long. RefSeq lists its product as uncharacterized. Gene Ontology annotation, cellular component: Ino80 complex. The transcript has 2 exons. Lineage: Eukaryota; Fungi; Ascomycota; Sordariomycetes; Thyridiales; Thyridiaceae. Bases 1 to 2139 code for a protein of 712 amino acids. The record is from RefSeq and is a predicted model, not a curated record.